This is a messenger RNA of Corticium candelabrum, 581 nucleotides long. RefSeq names its product ubiquitin-like modifier-activating enzyme ATG7. The coding region runs from base 47 to 415 and encodes 122 amino acids. NCBI's taxonomy places the organism in Eukaryota, Metazoa, Porifera, Homoscleromorpha, Homosclerophorida, Plakinidae. The transcript is spliced from 3 exons. The record is from RefSeq and is a predicted model, not a curated record.
UUUGCUGAUAUCAACUGGUCGAUAAAUACGUUUCCUGGCUUUUUUCAUGGCUGGGUGGCAACCUCUGCAGUUUGCACCUUUCAAGAGUGUUGUUGAUGCUGGUUUCUGGCACGAGGUAACUAGAAGAAAGCUUGAAGUAUAUCAGCUAGAGGAAACAGCUCAAGCGCUGAAAGCCACAUACACAAACGGUGAUACAGUUGGUUUGCCUCCUCGUCUUUCUCUGGAGUUCGAUGCAUUCGACGACCCACAGAUCUUCGGCGUAGAUGACGAAGAGGACGACGCAAACGUUGUAGUGGUAUGUGCAAAUAGCUACAAUUUGGAACAAGAAGCCAAAAACACACCAGAAAUGGACCUGGAGAUCGAAGGCUCAUGCAGUGAACGAGAUCCAAUAACAACAGAUCAAAUCUCGCAAUGAAUGUCUAUAAUUGAAUAGAGAUGUAUGAAACUAAUACUAACACAGUAAUAGGCCAUUAUUCACUCUACUCAACUUUGAUUUGCUUAAGUUCUACAAUUAUAGUGCUCUUUGCCUGUUUAGCGCACUUACUGAAACGCCCCCAAAUGAAAUGCAACGUUCUACGCUU